AUAAUUGUUCUUUGUGUUCAUUAAACUCUUCAAAAGGAGAUUGAAAAGGUGCUCCAUGAUAAAUGAAAAAUUGUGACGCCGGCAACUAAAAAUCAUGUUUCGCAAUCAGUAUGACAAUGAUGUUACAGUGUGGAGUCCACAGGGUCGCAUACACCAGAUAGAAUAUGCAAUGGAAGCAGUUAAACAGGGGUCUGCUACCCUGGGUUUAAAGUCUAAAACACAUGCCAUCCUGGUAGCAUUGAAGAGAGCACCAUCAGAAUUAUCAGCAUACCAGAAGAAGAUUUUACCAAUAGAUGACCAUGUUGGUGCUGCUAUAGCGGGACUUACAGCUGAUGCUAGAUUGUUAAGUAACUUUAUGAGAUCUGAGUGUCUGAACUCACGGUACGCCUAUGAUCAAGCCCUUCCAAUCUCAAGACUUGUUUCAGCUAUUGGAAAUAAAUCACAAAUUCUCACCCAGAGAUAUGGUAGACGACCGUUUGGUGUUGGUCUUCUCAUAGCAGGAUAUGAUUCUCAAGGGCCACAUAUAUACCAGACCUGUCCAUCUGCAAACUACUAUGAUUGUAAAGCUAUGGCAAUUGGUGCAAGAUCACAGUCUGCAAGAACAUACGUUGAAAAACACCUUGAUAAAUUUCUGGACUGUUCUUUAGAAGAGUUGAUAGCCCAUGGUCUACGGGCACUCAGGGAUACCCUUCCAUCAGAUAUCAACCUUACCAACAAGAAUUGUUCGCUAGGAGUUGUUGGAAAGGGAAUGGACUUCACAAUAUAUGAUGAUGAGAAAGUAGAUCAAUAUUUAGCUCUGAUAGAGGGAGAGGAAAGGUCAUCGAGAGCUCCCCCACCAGCUGAGGGAGGACAAGAGGGGGAUCAGGAGCCUAUGCAGCAAGAAGGUGAGGGAGGACAGCAGGAGCCGAGACCAGAUGGCCCAGAAGUACAGCAACCGGAGGCGAUGGACCAGUGACCUUGAACUUAUUGUAGAAACUGUUCAAUACUUCUUCAUUCUUACAAUCUGUUAACAUGAUCACUGUGUCUGUAACAUGAUGACCACAAACAUGACUGAAAUGUUUCUUACUAUGUGUAAUAUUGUUACUGCAGACUCAGUGCUGUUUUUCAGUGCACAGUUAUAUGCCUAAAAGUGCUGUUUAGUGUUUUUACUACAAAUGGUUACUAUAUAAAUAUACAGAUGAAAUACGUGGAUUAUGAAAAGAAUCAUUAAAACAGUAAAAAAAACUGCACCAAGUGUAAUAAAGAUAUGAUGUGUAUGGUACAACUAGAUCUUAAUUUUUACAAGUACAUUAUAUGGAAAUACUCUUGUAAGAAAUAUUUCAUUAAUCCUUACCCUGCUAAAUUUCUAAAAUGGACUGGUCCAUCAUUCAAUUUGGGCAGUUUUUUUAAAAUACAUACUUGAAACUUCGUUCAAUCAUUGAAAUGAUAGGUCUGAACCCUUCUCAUUUUUCAACACACUCUUUUAGGAAAGGCAUGGCUACUAUUCAAAGGGAUGUGCAGGCUGAUCUUGGUCUGCUCUGGUCGCAAAGGCAGAAUCACUUGCCCCCAACAGGCUAAAGGUUAAGUUGUUAAGGCAGUUCUGUCAGAAAUAUUUUAUUAAGAAGUUGGCAAGUAUCUCAGAACUAAACUUGCUGACUUACACUUUUUAUUUUGACUGUAUUAUAAAAAAAAAUAUAUGAAAGAAAAUAAGUGAAUUUUCAGGUUUAAUACUGUGAAAAGUCUGUUUUAAAAUUUACAUUAAAAACUUUUAUAUGCAUAAAAUGUAAUCAAAAUUGCAAUUUUCCCAUAGACCAGCAUCAGGAAAACUUGCAGAUCCAAUUUUUUUAAAUCACUCAGAACAUGCAGUUCUACCUUAACAUGCAAAGGAAUACUUUUUGGCAGGUGUUUUUCUUAUUAUAGAAGUAUUUCGCAUACAUAUUAGUUAUAUUGCAAUGCUCUGAACUUCGACCACACAUUGUCAAUACAUAUAGGCAUGAAAACUCAACUUCUGUUCAUUGAUUCAAAGCUUCUUUUUGUUUGAUGUAUUCUUAUGAUUAUGGGUAGUCGUGUCGUAGAAAACGAUUACCAGAAUAUAUGAUUAUAUAACUGUUACAGAUACAUUCAUGUUCAGUCUUACACAUUUUGUGAUAUCAUCUUAUUGUAAUAUGAAAAAAAAUAAAGCCGAAACUUUU
Molecule: messenger RNA, 2171 nt
Organism: Mercenaria mercenaria
Lineage: Eukaryota; Metazoa; Mollusca; Bivalvia; Venerida; Veneridae
Product: proteasome subunit alpha type-1-like
Exons: 11
Coding region: 95-955 (286 amino acids)
Biological process (GO): ubiquitin-dependent protein catabolic process
Cellular component (GO): proteasome core complex; nucleus; proteasome core complex, alpha-subunit complex
Source: RefSeq, a predicted model, not a curated record